Molecule: messenger RNA, 5417 nt
Organism: Drosophila kikkawai
Lineage: Eukaryota; Metazoa; Arthropoda; Insecta; Diptera; Drosophilidae
Product: probable sodium/potassium/calcium exchanger CG1090
Biological process (GO): calcium ion transmembrane transport; intracellular calcium ion homeostasis
Cellular component (GO): plasma membrane
Molecular function (GO): calcium channel activity; calcium, potassium:sodium antiporter activity
Source: RefSeq, a predicted model, not a curated record
GACGCUGCAUCAGUCCGUGCUCAGCCAUCGUCGUCGGUGGAGAACCACAGUUCAGCCCGGUCUCGGCCCGCGCACAUACUCGCCCACACAAGAGACACCAGAGACCAGAGACAAGAGUCCAGAGGAGGAAAAGCAGUGGCAGGCCUUAGAUAAAUGAUCCGCUAAAGAGUUAACCGAGUGACACCGCGAGCUGGAGAACUAGUGCAGCGCCUGGUGGCCUGAAAGUGACGUGAAAACUCUCUGCUCUGCUCCUUCGAUUUCCUCACAUGUGCGUGCCCAAUGCAACCGUUUUCUUCUGUAUCUGUUUUCCGCAAGAACCCAGCCACCGACAGUGAUUAACGCAACCCGGGGGCCCCCGAGUCCGGCCAGCUUCCAGAGGCGUAAUUAGUGAGGAUUGCCAAGUGAAAGGAUAACCAGCAGCAGCAACAGCAACAGCAACAGCAGAAGCAGGAGCGCAGCACCACCAGUGAAAAUGAUUGUCCGACGCCGAUCCCGCCGCGCCCGCAUGUGGAACAUGGGGCUGCUGUUCCUGAUCUACUACUGCGUCAGCAUCUAUUCCGCCAAGGGCGACACAAAGGAGGCCCCUCUGCCCCUGGAUGUGGGAAGCCUGGCCGAGGAUGCCGGUGAUGCGGAGGCCAAUGGCGAAGUGCCUGCAGAGCUUCCUGCGGAGGGUAACACCGAGGGUAGCAGCGUGUUGGAGACCACGCCGUGGCCAGAGGCCACCACGAAAGCCACUCCCAUUCAUGGAGCCGUUCCCACCUGGCGACCCAAGCGCGACAACUGCACACCGCCUGCCAUCGAGCAGUUCCCGCAGCCGCUGAUGAACAAGUGGGCGCGGCGGCACGGUGGCCUCAUCCUGCACAUCCUGGUGGCCGUCUUCACCUUCUUCGGCCUGGCUAUCGUUUGCGACGAGUACUUUGUGGCCAGCCUGGACCGGUUAUGCGAAGAGCUCAAGCUAUCGCCGGAUGUGGCGGGAGCCACUUUCAUGGCUGCCGGAAGCUCGGCUCCGGAGCUGGCCACCGUGGUGAUUGGCGUGUUCUUCGCCAAGGAUGACAUUGGCAUCAGCGGGGUCAUCGGCUCGGCCGUGUUCAACAUCAUGUUCGUGAUCUCCGUCUGCGCUUUGUGCUCGGGCACCGUGUGCCAACUGAACUGGUGGCCCCUGGUGCGUGACUGCUUCUUCUACUGUGUCUCCAUUCUGGUAAUGCUGAUAAUCAUCUUCAACGAUGUCAUAUCCUGUUUUGAGUCAGUGGUUAUGCUGCUGUGCUAUGUGGGAUACUGUGUGGCCCUUCACUUUAACACAGAGCUGGAGCGGUGGGCCCUGGGUCUGAACCUGCCCUUCAAGCUGCCCAGCAAAGAGGAACAGUCGGCGCUGGUGACCUACAAGAAUGUGCCGGAGAGCUCCUACACUCAGGGCGGCGCUGGCCAAGGACAGCAGCAGACGAGCCUGUCCAAGGAUCCCAACGAGGGCCGAGCCGCGGAGCCGCAGAACGAGUACCAGAACUACAGCGACCCCAACGCCAGCUGGGACCCGAACUCCGCCUGGGGGGAAGAGAGCCAACCGAAGCCGGUGGUCAGUGCUAGAUUCAACCCGCCGCCGGUCGACGACUGGGGAACCAGCCAGUUCGGUCAGGAUCAGGGGCAGGAGAACAUGGCCUACAAUGCCGACCAGCCCGAUUCAGUGGUCACCGGAGAGGCGGCGGCAGCGGCAGCAGCUGCCAAGAGCGGUGGUGCCCAGGUGGCGGCACAGGCGGCGCCCGGCGGUGUUGACUACUACAAGUCGACGGACAAGCAGCGAGAGCAGCGCCCCGAUCCCCUGAUCCGACCCACGGAGGGCGGUCUGCCAGCACUGAUCUCCUGGUACGUGGUCUAUCCGAUCCACUUCCUCUGCAAGAAGACGAUGCCCGACUGCCGGCAGGAGCAGUACCGCAACUGGUAUCCCUUCACCUUCCUGAUCUCGAUGGUGUGGAUCUCGUUCUACUCGUACUUCAUGGUCUGGAUGAUCACCGUGAUUGGGUCCACGCUGGCCAUCCCGGACACAGUGAUGGGUCUGACGUUUGUGGCCGCUGGCGUGUCCGUCCCGGAUGCCCUAAGCUCAAUAGCCGUUAUCAAAGAGGGCUUCGGCGACAUGGCCGUGUCGAACGCGAUUGGCUCGAAUGUCUUUGAUAUACUAGUGUGCUUAGGUCUUCCCUGGUUCAUACAAACGGCCAUCAUAAAGCCCGGCUCCCACGUCAACGUUAUAUCCAAGGGACUGGCCUACUCCACGCUGUCGCUCUUCUCCACCGUGGUCUUCUUGAUCCUGUCGACGCAUUUGAACGGCUGGAAGCUGGACAAGCGACUGGGCAUCAUCCUGAUGGUCUGGUACCUGUUCUUCAUCACGCUGGCGUCGCUCUACGAAUUGAACGUCUUUGGCUACAUGAACCCACCCGAGUGUGCCAGCGAUUACUAAGCACCCCGAUGAUGACCGAAACGCACUUAUGUUUUCACUACCAGCACCAAGUACCAUAUAUACAUAGAUCAGGGAUGCCCAGGCCGGGCAUCUUACGGCUCCUUCGCAGCAACCAGAGAGUACUGAGAGUAUAGGGCAUAGGGCAUCCCUGUUAUAGAUAAAUAACAUAUAGAGUCGUUCAUAGCCGCAGCUAAAAGAUAAACCGAAAUCACUGCAACACCUCGACCGGAGGGAGGAGGAGUUUGGGUACCAUUUACCUAACGUUAAUUAGAGGACAAAUUGAAUACUCAAAGCGCGUUUUACAUGAAUUUUUACAUUGCACCAAGAGACAUAGGAGACGAUAAAACCAAAAAGAUAAAUUAUAUAAAUGUACAUGUAUAUUAUAUUUAUUAAUAUGUAUUUAAAUGAUAUUUAGGCAAUUAACAAACUAUAUAUGUAUGUACAACAAGAGGAGGAGUAUACAUAAAGCAUUAAUAGCAACUGUAGAUAGGGAGACAAAUGUAUGUUAUAAAUAAGAACAACAACAACAACAAUAAAUUAGCGAUUGUUGCUAAUGGUUUUAAGGAACAAGUCAACAACAGAACAACGCAAGAUGUCCCACACACACACACACACCACAAUCGCAACAGUUUGCGAUUAUAAAAUACCUUAUUUAGUCGCAUUUAUGUAUAUACUUUUGUAUCACACCGCUUUCUUAACGAAUCGAUUAAUUAUAGACCUUAGUUGUAUGUACAUUCCUGUAAAAAGCCCCUGUAUGGUUUACCAAGACACCAGGACACUAGCAGCUUCCUGCGGAGACUCCGCCCGGCGGGCCAGAUCGAAUAUCACGUGGCAGACCAGAUGUGGAACCAGAACAACGAAUUUUGUUGAAUUUAAGAUCGGAUAUAUUUUACUUUAGUUCUCUUUAAGAAGGUACAGAAGCAUACUUUGCGUAUGCCUAUUUUUGUUAUAUACUUAUCGUACGAUGGAGCCGAUGAAUUAACGAAACGUCCUAGGUUUUGCAUUGACACAAGGAUAUGGAAAACGAUAGAAAUACGACAGUGAGUGCAAAGAAAUUAUACCUAAUGGCAAUUAAUCGCGUCAAUUUUGUAUUGUAAAUAAUAACCAUAACAUUAUGUUAUGAAACGAAAAGUAAACACUAAAAGUCAAUUUGCAGUGCAAUUUAAUAGUGCAUAAUCGGCACAGUUCCCGAUCUAGUUUCUUGUUACAUUUUGCGGAACACUCCUGAACAAAUGUUUUAUUUACAGGUUUCGAAUAUUUAUCUAGUGAAUUUAUUAAACUACUUACCAUAAUGUUCUCAUUCUGAAUGUUUGCAUAAAAUAGGAGACCCCUCUCUGAGUUUACAAUAAUUGUUUGCUUGAUCUAGCAUAAAAUAUGUAUCCUAAACUACGGGUACUUAAUUAAUCUGUCAGUGUUUGAAGGAAAGAAAAAUCAAAUUAUGCUAUAUAUGUUCGUUUAAUCAAAACUAAAAGUGAAAACCAUUAAGGCUCACGGUAAAAUGGCCAUUCGCAUUAUUUUAAAAUCGAAUCGUCUAGUUAAUGCUUUAAAUUUUAUGUUGUUUGAACAAGUUAAUGCACACACACACGAUCUCGUUAGGCGUUGGGCCAGAUAUUACUACAUUUUGGCCAUCCCAGCAACUCAAUUCGGACCGAUUCCAGCUGACUUUCCUCCAUUUACGGAAGAAUCCAGACGGAUGGGGCACAGAAUCAGUAUCAAAUGUUAGCUGAAAGCAAUGCGUAAGACAAAUAUAUACACCUAAUAUUUACAUACAUUACAUAUAGCCCACAGAUGCAAAUCAUACUUAUGUAGUGAGCCAUGCACUGCUAUAUGGACGCGCUCAAAUCAUAGUCAAAUACUAACAUACACAUAUUACACGAUGAUCAGGAUCAAGGAUAGCGCUUGAGCGUGUUGAAGGAGCCGAAUCGAAAUGAAACCCAUGUAACUGACUUCUAUAAUUUACCCAGCCAACUUCCUGAAACGAGUUAAUCGCAUACCUAACAUAGACAUGAAAAACGGAAACCAACGUUACACAAUAAAUCGAACGAACAAUCGCCUCUUAAAGAUCCCCACUUAGAGAACCCAUAUAGCUUAUACUUGAACAUUACCCAAACACAGAGGUAUAUACUACGAGGUUCUUCCCUACUCUACAAAUAGUCGAUCCAGAAGGUUUUCGCAGAAAUGAAUAAACUGUCUGUCAAUGUACAAUGCACAUACUUCCGCAGGACAUGCGAAACCGAAUCUCGCGGAUCGCACGAUACUCCAUUACUGUACAAUAAAUAAACAAAACUAUAGUCGAGGACGCUAGCUGUUUUAAUUAAAAACUUCAAUUAGCGUUUCAAUUACUCAAGAGAGAUUAGUCGUUUAAUAAGCCGUUGAACCGUUACGAUCGAUACGUGUACAUGGAAGUCAGCGUUUGAUUGAAAUUAUUUUGAAUGUACACCCUCGAGAGAUUUAAAUCCAGUAUAUUUCGUGUUACUUUUAACUGUAUCUAAUGCAAAAUUGCAAUCUAUAAGAGAAAUAUAUACGAGUAUGUGUAGGUACUUUAUUUAUUGACGAGGAUCUUCUUUACCUAAGCAUAGAGGGGCAAGGAGGACACAAAAGCAAAACCAAACGAAACGAAACACUUAUAUAUGAAGGAACGACUUUCCCUAAACAACAUAUGCAAUGUACAAUAAUUGUUACAUUUACUUACAUACUAUCUAAAACAUGCUAUACAAUAAACGAUACAAUAUAUGUUUACAUCUGACAUUUGUGUUAAUUACGACUAUAAUUGUUUGCAAAAACUAUAUUAAAACCUAUCAAAUUAAAUCAAAAUGUUGCGGAGUGUGUUUCAAAUUUAAAUUCGGAGCGACAACCGGCAACAUAUUGGUGGGAUCGAAACUAAAAACAUCAAGCUACAAACGAAACUAAUGCCAAUACACGAAACUGUUGAUGUUAUAUUUAGUCAAAUAAUGAAUUCCGAAAAUGAAUA